This is a messenger RNA of Erinaceus europaeus (western European hedgehog), 2456 nucleotides long. RefSeq names its product parathyroid hormone 2 receptor (gene PTH2R). Bases 5 to 1633 code for a protein of 542 amino acids. The record is from RefSeq and is a predicted model, not a curated record. Gene Ontology annotation, biological process: cell surface receptor signaling pathway; adenylate cyclase-modulating G protein-coupled receptor signaling pathway. The transcript is spliced from 13 exons. Lineage: Eukaryota; Metazoa; Chordata; Mammalia; Eulipotyphla; Erinaceidae. Gene Ontology annotation, molecular function: parathyroid hormone receptor activity; peptide hormone binding; G protein-coupled peptide receptor activity. Gene Ontology annotation, cellular component: plasma membrane.
GGGCAUGACCUGGCCGGGGGCAGCACCCCACGCCUGGGGCUGGCUGCUGCUGGGUGGCUGCAUCUUGGUCGCUAGAGCUCAGAUGGAUGCUGAUGGCACCGUCACUAUAGAGGAACAGAUUGUCCUUGUGCUGAAAGCUAAAGUGCAGUGUGAACUCAACAUCACAGCUCAGCUCCAGGAAGGAGUAGAAGGAAAUUGUUUCCCGGAAUGGGAUGGACUUAUUUGUUGGCCCAGAGGAACAGUGGGGAAAGUAUCAGCUGUCCCAUGUCCUCCAUAUAUAUAUGACUUCAAUCAUAAAGGAGUUGCUUUCCGACAUUGUAACCCCAAUGGGACAUGGGAUUUUAUGGAUAGUUUAAAUAAAACAUGGACUAAUUAUUCCGACUGUCUUCGCUUUCUACAGCCAGAUAUCAGCACAGAAAAGAAAGAAUUCUUUGAACGCCUUUAUGUCAUGUACACAAUUGGAUACUCCAUCUCCUUUGGCUCCUUGGCUGUGGGUAUUCUCAUCAUUGGUUACUUCCAACGGUUGCAUUGCACUAGGAACUAUAUCCACAUGCACUUAUUUGUGUCUUUCAUGCUGAGGGCUGUUAGCAUCUUUGUCAAGGACAGAGUGGUCCAUGCUCACAUAGGAGUAAAGGAGCUGAAGUCUCUCAUACUGCUGGAUGACAUAAAGAGUUCUACAGAUGCAGCUUCUGUGGAUAAAGCACAAUACAUUGGGUGCAAGAUUGCUGUUGUGAUGUUUAUUUACUUCUUGGCUACAAACUACUACUGGAUCUUGGUCGAAGGUCUCUACCUGCACAGUCUAAUCUUUGUGGCUUUCUUUUCGGACACCAAAUACCUGUGGGGAUUCAUCUUGAUAGGCUGGGGGUUUCCAGCGGUAUUUGUGGCAGCCUGGGCUGUGGCACGAGCGACUCUGGCUGAUGCAAGAUGUUGGGAACUUAGUGCAGGAGACAUCAAGUGGAUUUAUCAAGCUCCAAUCUUAGCAGCUAUUGGGCUGAAUUUUAUUCUGUUUCUGAAUACUGUUAGAGUUCUGGCUACCAAAAUUUGGGAGACUAAUGCAAUUGAGCAUGAUACAGGAAAACAAUACAGGAAGCUUGCCAAGUCCACGCUGGUCUUGGUGCUGGUCUUUGGAGUACAUUACAUUGUGUUUGUGUGCCUGCCUCACUCCUUCUCUGGGCUCGGGUGGGAGAUCCGAAUGCACUGUGAGCUCUUCUUCAACUCUUUUCAGGGUUUCUUUGUGUCUAUCGUCUACUGCUACUGCAAUGGAGAGGUUCAGACUGAGAUGAAGAAGUUGUGGAGCCGAUGGAAUCUCUCGGUCGACUGGAAGAGGACGCCCCCAUGCGGCGGCCACAGGUAUGGCUCAGUGCUCACCACCGUGACUCACAGCACCAGCAUGGUGCUCACAUCUGUCAAAGCCGCCAAGAUGGCCAGCAGACAGCCCGACAGCCACGUGACUUUACCUGGCUACGUCUGGAGCAACUCCGAACAGGACUGCUCACCACACUUGAUCCAAGAGGAGACCAAGGACAGUAACGGCAGGCAGGGACAUGAGAUUUCAAUAGAGGAAUGUCCCAGGCCAUUGCAAUUUAACCCAGACCUUCAAGGAAGGAAAGGUGAUAUUGAGGAUAUUCUUUGAGUCAACACCUGUAACUUUAAAGAGUUGGUCCCAGUGGACGUGUGAGAGAAGCAUGGGUGACAUGCCUCUGUUUCAGCCUCAAAGCUGAAAACACAGGGCUGGGUUCUUGAUGAAAGUCUGCUGGUGCCAUGAAUUGGUUGGCACCUUUAAACAGUAAAGUCACACAGGGAAAUUAUCAGUAGAGUAGACUGUUUCUUCAUCUGGGUGACCUCUUCUGAGCUGAUGUGUGCCACUUGCUUUGCAAUUGUUCAUUUUUCUGCUACUGUGGGAUAGAAAUGUUUUGAUUGCUCGGCUCAAGUUUUCUCCAGUAAUAACCACCCAAACAUAGAGAUCACUUAAUGCAUCACUUUCCACUGGAGAAAUUUGUACAGUAUCCUCUUUAGUGUAUUUCUAUUACUGUAUUCAUUUUGCCCUGGUGUAGGACCAAUUUGAGUCUGAACAUGUUGGUUAAAAGACUAAAAAAAAAAAAUCUGCAUACAGAAAUGCACUGGAAAGUAAGUUGGGUGGAUGUUAAUAGCAUAUUCAAUUUGUGGAAUGAAACAUUUUUUCCCCCUCUAGGAACAAGAAAUCAGCCAAAAGAGCAGAUGGCACAUAUUCCUUCUUUUGAAUGACCCCUAUGUGACCAGUCAAAUCUCAGGUCUCCAUAUUUCUCUCUUUGUAAAGCUUGGCAUGUCACAAGCUUUCUGAUUAGUGAACUUAUGUCUUUCUUGAUGGGAAUCAUGUAUGUUGUUAGUAUCACAGCAUUUGUGUUUUUCUUUCUUUGCUCUAUUACUAUAGUCUCCAGAUGGCAUGUGGGCUAAAUUAAAAGUGUGUUUUUAAAAAA